CACACCUUUACAAAUAAUUCCCUUUCAAUUACAUCCCAUUUUUUUUCUGCCGUCCCAUUCCUUUUCUUCAGCCUAUUUUCUUCUCUCUCUAAUGCUUAAUAUCAGUUCUAUUCUUACUUUGAGCCCGGAAUAUUUAAACCGAAGCAUUGAUCAGCCAUAGAAAGUAGUUCGUAUUCCUUAUUUUCACCACAUUGCUUUCCACUUGAACAAACAGACAUACGGACAAACAAACAAACAAACAAACAAACAACCAAGAAAAAGUAAAAAGAUAUGGCCUCCUCUAGUAUGUUGUGGCAUCAUAUCCCAGGAAGACUUCAUUCUGUCUCAGUGGCAGACAAAUCCAACAUCUGGGGAGUCACCUUGGAUUAUCAACUCUGUAGACUCGAUCCUAACACGCAGCAAUGGCAGUUCGUCGCUGUUACUUCAGAAUCCGAUAACCAAGCACGUUUUUCAUCUUUACCCACACAAUCAGCGGAAUCAGCGCAAUCGACGCCGUAUUAUUCAUCAGCAACGUCAACGGCAAUGGCGGCUAAAAAAAAGGUGCAGUCCCUGAUCCCUGCGUCAUUAGGACAGAGUCUUGGAUUAACAGGUGAUUCGAUCACAAGUACAAAUAGGCCCUUGCAGCAACAACAACGUCUAAUGCAUGACAAUUUGAUGGCAUUCAUUACGGAUGAAGAUACAGAUGUAGAUGCAGAUGCAGAUACAACACUCCAAGUCUCUGCAGCCGCAGACGGGACAGUGGUGAGAUUGGACAGGUCUCAUAGAAGUUGGUAUUUGAUUACACCACAUUAUAAUCAUUGCAAUUUUGAAAAAGAUGUCAUCUGGAUCGAUUUAGGCCACUUAUGGAGAUGUGUCAGCGUGGCUUCUGUAUCGCAAAUCUGGGGGUUAAAUAACAGUGGUGAUAUUCACUAUGGUACAUCAAAUCAGCUUGUACAGCUCAAAGCCCCUGUAACAACUGGAGCAGGAUACAACAGACCAAACUUCACAUCCAUUUCAGUUGGACAUGACAACAUUGUAUUGGCUACUGAUGCACACACAGGCACAGUCUUUAGGCUCAAGACACACCCCUCAGUGUCGCAUCCGCCCCUAUGGACAGCUCUCCCAGGGACGGGCACAUUUUGCCAUUUACCGUCAUUGAUGCCAUCCUUUGCCGGAUCAGCCAUAACCACCCAACGCCUUCAUAUGACCAGCUGCACUCUCUCUUCAGCGGAUUAUAUUGUUGGAGUGGCAGCAGAUGGACAAGUGUACCGAUUUUGUAAUAAUGCUUGGAUUUCGAUGGGUGGGGGUGCAAAGUUUGAGAGCGUUGGGGUUGGAGUCGAUGGAUAUGUCAUUGGCGUUGACCAAGAUGGCGAUCUCUUUGGAUGUCAGUUACAAAGCACUAUCAUGGUUCCCGGUUUAGCCUCGAGCAGUGAGGCAAGAGAAGCUGUGAGAAUAGAGGUGUCAUCAGGGGUUUCAGUAGAAGCACAACAACAGAUGUGGCAAAAACAAGAUGAUGAUACCGAUCCUCCAAGUUCGCCAAAAGCACCCAAUCAACCCAGUAUCCCAGCCACGCCUCGGCUCCAAGGGAUGCCGAAGCGGCCAUUGACAUCGCCGAGGGAACUGUUUGAAAUCUCGGGUACAACUUUUUCGUCCUUUAGUCAAAACCAGAUCGAUCAAGGACAGGUACAGUCACGGAGGCAGGGCGAGCGCCAGUUCACGGCUCCUUUAGUAUCUAAAACUGACAACAAAAACAACAACGAUUCUACUCCGUCCUCACCAGCGAUUUCACGCAGUAAUUCUUUUAUGAUGCGAUAUUUAACCCCAGCCAGAUCAGGUUCACAGCUGAGCAAAAAAAGCAGUUAUGCAUCUGAGAAUGGCUCAGCACAGUUGUCUCCAAAGGCAAGACUAAAUUUUGCUCAGGUUAAUAACGCUGAGAAUACUAGAGACAUUCAACAAAAUAUUUCUCAGCAACCAAUGAUCUUGAAUGACACCUCCACCACCUCUAAAGGAACGAAAAAUACUCCGUUAAGGAUACAAACAGCGCUAUUUAAUACUUACGGAGCACCUGAAGUCGAUUCAAAUGAUGUUUCUUCGCGACCUCUUGUAACUACUGGGAUCAGAAACGGUAGAUCCCCUUCGACCGACCUUCCAUUAGAUAAGAACCCAUACCCACCAGAGCUUUUUACGCCCUCACAAGCAGCAAGUAUAAACAACGAAAACAAUGGGUUGCAUCAUAGUAAUAUGUCGAUGAAUUCCUCAGAACCGGAUUAUUUCCCACUCUCUACGAAGCUGACCAACACGGGCUCAGAAAGUCAAUGGCAGAAUCAGACUAAAAGAUAUAGUAGUGAUAAGCAGGAGUUCAUAAAUGACGAUAAGGAUGAAGUUCCUUUGUCGGGAUAUCAGACAAGCAGCAGCAUUAGAAAUGACCACAGUAGAGGUGGAUCUAGUAAUGAUGAUGUGGCUGCUGCAGCCAAAGAAUAUGGCAAUGGUUAUACCCACCAAGGCAUGAGGAGUAAUCCCACUACAGCUCUUUCGGUUUCAACUCCUGGCCAUCCUGAAAAUGGAUUCGGAGUAUCUGCUCUGUCAGGAAAGAGUGAGUGGAUUGAGGAUGCAAUGGAUCCAUAUAAUAGCCACUCACAUGGGGAUAUUAGUUUAAAGACGAGUUUGAAGCCAGACCAUGAUAAAAAGCAAUGGGACAGCAGCGCAAAUGACCACAGCAACAUCAACGACAGCAAUAGCCAUAACAACAGUAGCAACUAUUCUGCUCCUAUUUAUUCCUCACCAACAAGCCCAAAGACCCUAGCAUCGGGCUAUUACUCUCCUCCAGACACUUACCAGGAUCGUCAAACCCAAUCGCGGGGUCAAACGCGUAACCAGCAAUCAGCUCAAACAGUGUACAGUCGAGGCCCGUAUUAUCAUUCUCCACCCCUCGGGAAAUCUUCUCCCAGCCAUAAACAGGAAUUUCUUCACUCUACGUCUAAUAAAGAGGAAGGUGCCAGCGACGGCCACAGGUCUUUCGAAGAAAACCCAGCAGCAGCACCGACUUUGCUAUAUACACGUCGGUCGAGCUCAGCAUCAGAGAUAUUGAUGCUUCAACAACAACAAGAAUAUCUUCGGCUUACACGGCUCCGCAGCGAGCCAGCCUCCACCUCGUGCGACAAUAUUCCCGCAAGUCAGGCGAGUAUUAGCAGUAAUAAUAAUAAUCACAAUAGCAAUCAUUUUAGCAAAAAUUACCAGAACCGAGGAAGCGUUGCUAGUUUUAGUGAUCAUUAUGGAGACCUCCUAAUCGAAGACAACCAAGCGACCGCCGUUGCAGCUGCUGCCAGGGCGACACGUCCAUAUGUUACCCAAGAGGACUACCCAUCUACCAUAGUGCCAUCGCCAGUGAAACCUGCCACUAUUCGGUAUAAUGAUCCCUUUAUGCAUGCCAAUAAUGAUAUCGAGAUGGAUAGCUUACCGAAACAUGGUCUUGGAAAUGGUAAUGAAGGUAGUAGAGACACUUCAGGCCGUCCCUCGUGCUCAUCUUCUCAACUUGAUACUACAGUUACAGGUCAACCAGCACCGGGCCUACGAAGAAAUGAUCGAUGUCCAAGCACGCCCAAUAGGUCGAUGGCUCGGCCUGUAACCAUGAAUGAAAGUGGAAUUCAAGGCGAGGAUGCCCAAGGGCGGUGGAUUGGGGGAUCGACAGGGCCAGAUGCCCGAGUUACAUCUUAUAAUCAGGAUGUACACAAGUCCAAGUGCUGCUUAGUUUUAUGAUUUUUUGUAUAGUAUUCCUAACAAGUAUGGAC
This is a messenger RNA of Lobosporangium transversale, 3767 nucleotides long. RefSeq lists its product as hypothetical. The coding region runs from base 271 to 3735 and encodes 1154 amino acids. Lineage: Eukaryota; Fungi; Mortierellomycota; Mortierellomycetes; Mortierellales; Mortierellaceae. The transcript has 4 exons. The record is from RefSeq and is a predicted model, not a curated record.